Molecule: messenger RNA, 1708 nt
Organism: Vigna angularis (adzuki bean)
Lineage: Eukaryota; Viridiplantae; Streptophyta; Magnoliopsida; Fabales; Fabaceae
Product: plant UBX domain-containing protein 10
Exons: 4
Coding region: 247-1395 (382 amino acids)
Cellular component (GO): endoplasmic reticulum
Molecular function (GO): ubiquitin binding
Source: RefSeq, a predicted model, not a curated record
GCAGGGCAUCUAAAAAUUCUUCCACACUCCUCUUGAGUUACAGAACAUGACAUCAAAGAAAGGCAUUGCAUGGUAAACUUGAUUCCCUAUAGCAUGUCGAUGAUUGCACAUCUCUAAUGGAGGCUACAAAUUCACCACAUGGUUAUGUUUCAUUAGAACACCCGAUCAAAAUUCAAGCUUCUAGUUGCUGAAUGAAUAAUUUGGAGGGACUAUAGUGGAAACUGGAAAGUAGAAACUGAAAAAAAAAUGCGACCAACAGGAAGGGAUCGAAGGAUUGUCCGCAGAAUGGCAAACUUUCCUCGAAGCAUAAUGGAGGGUAUUUCAAGGGCAGUGGAGGAUGGUAUAGGCUUUAUAGGAAGAGGAAGAGGAAGAAGAAGAAAUCAACAUGCUAAUUUUCCUCUGCAGCCUCAAGAACAUGUUCCACAAUCACUUGAUCAUGUAGUGGUUCAAGAGGAAUGGAGUUUUCUUGAGAGUUUUGAGCAGCAAUAUGGCACUAAACACCCUUUCUUUUAUGCUUGCCGUCUCGGGGAAGCCUUGAAAUUAGCAGAACAAGAUCACAAGUUCUUGUUCAUGUUCCUCCACUCACCUGACCACCCUUUUGCAAACGUUUUCUGCAAGGAAACACUGUGUUCGGAGCCAGUGAUUCAGUUUCUUGAUGUGAAUUUUGUUUGCUGGGGAGGACUUGCAUAUAGAGGAGAGGGCUUGCAAAUGGUUGCAACGCUUAGCCCUGACACUUUUCCCUGUUGUGCUGUCAUAGCCCCCACUCCGGGCGAGAGUAUAGCAGUUCUGCAACAGCUAGAAGGACCCCUUUCACCGGCUGAGCUAGUGGGGAUUCUACAAAGAACAUUGGAAGAACAAGGGGUAGCUUUCGGAAGUGCUAAAGCUAAGCAGGAAGAAAAGAUUCGAGCAGACCGUAGGCUUAGAGAAGAACAGGAUGCUGCAUAUCUUGCAGCUUUGCAAAUUGACAAGGAAAAAGACAAACUCAAUAAUUUACCUUCUAGAGAGGGAGUUCAGAAGCAAGUGGAAGCUCACAGCACCAAAAAUUAUGGGAAACUGAUGAACAAUUCUAUGAAUGUCACUAAACAGAACAGCAGAGUGAAUGAGUCCACUAAGGGAGUUGCAAGUAAAGGAAUCGAGUCUCAACCCACGCAGAUUCUGAUAAGGUUUCCAAACGGGGAAAGAAGAGAGCAUACUUUCCUUUGCACAGACAAAAUCCAAUCCAUUUUCUCAUACAUUGAUUCCUUAGGAUUGCCAGGGAUUGGAAACUACAGAUUGAUAUCAAACUUCCCAAGAAGAGCUUAUGGUGUUGACCAAAUGAGAAUGACUCUCAAAGAGGCUGCCAUGUAUCCUAAGGCUAGUGUGUUCGUGGAGCCUUUAGGCGUUAGAGUCCCAUAACCCCAUUUAAGAUGCACAUGUAUGCUAUUUACCACCAUAAAUUUCAAUUUGAAUUAAUCAAAAUGAGACGACCUCACUUCAGCUCGUAAAUUGAUUGAGAUUUGAGUGCAUCUCCAACACAAAUUCUGGACUUCGAUUAGAUGAUCAUUUCGAGACCAUUUUAACUUGUUUUUGUUCACACGAAACGCAUAAUUUUGAUGAGUCUACAUUUUGGUUUGUAUUUAAGCAUAAAUUUUACUGCUCGGAUAAGAAAAAAACAUGCAUUUUUUCAUGAUUUAUGUUUAUAGUAAUAAUAUUUUUAUUUUGUUUUUUG